AUGAGCCAAGCUGAGAUGCCCUCCUGCUCCUCAUCCUCCUCGUACCAGCGCAUCUUCCAGGAGGCGGUGAGUCGAGGUGACACCAGCAAACUCCAGGCCCUCCUGCAAGACGCCACGGCCGGUGCCGGCGAACAGUUCAACGUGAACUCGUUUUUCGGCCCCGAGGGUCAGACGGCUCUUCAUCGCUCGGUCAUCGCGGGCAACUUGGAGCUCGUGAAGCUCCUCGUGCAGUUCGGGGCUGACCCCAGGUUGGCCACGCGUGACGGGUGGAGCGCCCUGCACAUCGCAGCCUUCGGAGGACACCAGGACAUCGUCCUGUACCUCAUCAACAGCGGCACGAGGCGACGGUAG
Molecule: messenger RNA, 351 nt
Organism: Callorhinchus milii (elephant shark)
Lineage: Eukaryota; Metazoa; Chordata; Chondrichthyes; Chimaeriformes; Callorhinchidae
Product: notch-regulated ankyrin repeat-containing protein-like
Exons: 1
Coding region: 1-351 (116 amino acids)
Molecular function (GO): protein binding
Source: RefSeq, a predicted model, not a curated record